AUGGCCCUACAAAUGAUGAUGGGGAAAGGAGCAUUGCCAGGAAAAGGGCUGGGAAGACAGUUGCAAGAAGAGGUUCAAAUCCCAAAAUUGAUUGAGAAGAAGGACCGUUUUGGCUUGGGCUUCACUCCAGACUACAAGCACAAGAGGCAGGAAAUAGAGAAGCGCCAAGCGAGAAGAAAGGCUCGUUUGAAUGGAAGAGAAGCGGAGUGGGAACUGAUGACAUUCCCACCUAUAUCCAAAUCCUUCAAAUCAGGAGGAUUGCUGAUAAAGGAAAGUCAUCAAGUUAAUUCUGUACACAAUGAAGGAUUGGAGCAAGGAAGCCUCGAGGGGAAGAAUUUUCUUUAUUGGAACGGUGUUCGAGCUGAACUGGUGAUUUCAGAACCUGAACUAGCCAAAGAGGUUUUGAAAAAUAAUGAAAAAGCUUUUCCAAAAAGAACGGCUACAAUUUAUGGUAGGAAGCUCCUAGGGAAUGGGAUUGUGUUCAUUGAGGGCGAAAAAUGGGCAAAGCAUCGAAAGUUGGCCAAUUACGCUUUCCAUGGAGAAAGCUUAAAGAACAUGACUCCAACAAUAAUUGCUAGCGUUGAGACAAUGAUGAAAAAGUGGAAAGGUCAAGAAGGCAAAGGAAUCGAAGUGUUCCAUGAAUUUAGAUUGUUGACUUCAGAAGUGAUAUCAAGAACAGCUUUUGGCAGCAACAAAAUUUGGAAAACUGCUGAUUUACUUGAGUCAGAGAAACUCGAAAAAGGAAUACACGAUUGUGUGCUGGAGAUUGUUAAGAAAAGGGAAAACAAAUUUGUGAGUGGAGAAGUUGAUGGCUUUGGAAAUGAUUUUUUAGGAUUGCUAGUGAAUGCCUAUCAUGAUUUGAAUGACAAAAGCAUGCUUUCAAUGGAAGAUUUGGUAGAUGAAUGCAAAACAUUCUACUUUGCUGGACAGGAAACUGUCAAUUUCUUACUUGCUUGGACUAUCUUGCUUAUAGCAAUCCAUGGAGAUUGGCAAGAGAAAGCAAGAGGAGAGGUGAUUGACAUAUUUGGUAACCAAAAUCCAUAUCCCGAAGGCAUUGCCAAACUUAAAAUUAUGACCAUGAUCAUUAAUGAAACUCUAAGAUUGUAUAGCCAACCAAGUGGCAUGAUGAGAAAAGUUGAAAAAGAAGUUCGCUUGGGAAAGCUAGUCUUGCCUGCAAAUAUAGAUCUUCAGAUUGCAAGUAUUGCAUUUCAUUGUAGCCCUCAAUUAUGGGGAGAUGACGUGCAUCUUUUUAAACCAGAGAGAUUCGCCAAAGGAGUUGCCAAAGCUACUAAUUACAAUGCUGCUGCAUUUUUUCCUUUCGGAUUGGGACCUCGAUCUUGUGUCGGUAUGACUUUCGCAACCACGGAAGCAAAGAUUGCUCUCUCCAUGAUUCUACAACGUUAUAGCUUUACCCUCUCUCCUACUUAUGUCCACUCACCGAUAAGUCCUCUUACCCUUUAA
This is a messenger RNA of Gossypium arboreum, 1461 nucleotides long. Its product is annotated as cytochrome P450 CYP749A22-like. NCBI's taxonomy places the organism in Eukaryota, Viridiplantae, Streptophyta, Magnoliopsida, Malvales, Malvaceae. The transcript is spliced from 5 exons. Bases 1 to 1461 code for a protein of 486 amino acids. Gene Ontology annotation, molecular function: oxidoreductase activity, acting on paired donors, with incorporation or reduction of molecular oxygen; heme binding; monooxygenase activity. The record is from RefSeq and is a predicted model, not a curated record.